Molecule: messenger RNA, 3318 nt
Organism: Cebus imitator (Panamanian white-faced capuchin)
Lineage: Eukaryota; Metazoa; Chordata; Mammalia; Primates; Cebidae
Gene: MROH6
Product: maestro heat like repeat family member 6
Exons: 14
Coding region: 108-2324 (738 amino acids)
Cellular component (GO): cytoplasm
Source: RefSeq, a predicted model, not a curated record
UCCCCUCCAGCAGCCAGGACAGGAGGGCCCCUCACAGGCCCAUAGCAGGCACCUCCGUGUGGCUCCCCAGCCCCCACACGCUCGCGCACGCGCCAUCACGCCUGUCCAUGGUCCCGCCCGGGCCAGCUUCUAGGUCAGGCCUGGGCAGGACUUCCCAGGAGGCGCAGCAGCAGGUGCUACCGGCAAAGGCAGCUAUGGCUAGGGGUGUGUGGGGCUGGGUCCAGGAGACGCCCGUGGGGGCUCUAACCCUGACAGCUGUGGCCGAAGGAAUCCGGGCCAGGCAGGGGUGGUCCCGGGAACCCCCUUCCACAGGCCCUCAGCCUGAGCCCUGGGAGCUCAAACCUGAAGCUGAGCCACAGACCCAGGCACUCGCCACCCAUUCUGAGACUGAGCCUGGGUGUGGGGCCACUGUCCCUGAAGCUGGCAGCGAGCCCCGCUCCCCUGAGGGGCCCCACCAGGUUCCCCAGAGUUCCUGGGAGGAGGGGGUUCUUGCUGACCUGGCAUUGUACACGGCUGCCUGCCUGGAGGAGGCUGGCUUUGCAGGGACCCAGGCGACAGCGCUCACCCUGUCCUCAGCCCUGGAGGCCCGGGGGGAACGGCUGGAGGACCAGGUGCAUGCUCUGGUGCGAGGGCUGCUGGCGCAGGUGCCCAGCCUGGCGGAGGGGAGGCCCCGGAGGGCAGCCCUGAGAGUGCUGAGCGCGCUGGCCCUGGAGCAUGCGCGGGACGUGGUGUGUGCGCUGCUGCCCCGCUCUCUGCCCCCAGAUCGGGCAGCGGCCGAGCUCUGGCGCAGCCUAAGCCGUAACCAGCGUGUAAAUGGGCAAGUGCUGGUACAACUGCUGUGGGCACUGAAGGGUGCUUCAGGGCCUGAGCCCCAGGCGCUGGCGGCCACUCGUGCUCUUGGGGAGAUGCUGGCUGUUUCAGGCUGCGUGGGGGCCACGAGGGGCUUCUACUCUCAUCUGCUGCUUGCACUAGUCACACAGCUGCACGAGCUGGCCCACAGCCCUCGCUCCUCUGACAUGCCCAAGAUUUGGGACCUGUCCCACCGAGGGCCACCACACAGCCAUGCCAGCUGCGCUGUGGAGGCCUUGAAGGCUCUGCUCACUGGGGAUGGAGGCCGCAUGGUGGUCACGUGCAUGGAGCAGGCAGGAGGCUGGAGGAGGCUGGUGGGAGCCCACACCCACCUGGAGGGUGUCCUGCUGCUGGCGAGUGCCAUGGUGGCACACGCCGACCACCACCUUCGAGGCCUCUUCGCAGACUUGCUUCCCCGGCUGCGCAGCGCCGACGACCCGCAGCGCCUCACGGCUAUGGCCUUCUUCACCGGGCUGUUGCAGAGCCGGCCCACCGCACGGCUCCUGCGGGAGGACGUUAUCCUGGAGCGACUUCUCACCUGGCAGGGAGACCCCGAGCCCACCGUGCGCUGGUUGGGCCUGCUGGGCCUGGGCCACCUCGCGCUGAAUCGCAGGAAGGUGCGGCACGUGAGCGCGCUGCUGCCGGCACUCCUGGGCGCACUGGGUGAAGGCGACGCGCGGCUCGUGGGUGCAGCUCUGGGCGCCCUGAAGAGGCUCUUGCUACGGCCCCGGGCGCCUGUGCGGCUCUUGAGCUCGGCGCUCGGGCCGCGCCUCCGUCCGCUGCUGGACGACACCCGGGACUCAGUCCGCGCUUCGGCGGUCGGGCUCCUAGGGACUCUGGUGCGCCGGGGCCGGGGCAUGCUCCGGCUUGGGCUCCGCGGCCCCCUGCGGAGGCUGGUGCUGCAGAGUCUCGUGCCGCUGCUGUUGCGCCUGCAUGACCCCAGCCCAGAUGCUGCUGAGAGCUCAGAGUGGACCCUGGCCCGCUGUGACCAGGCCUUUUGCUGGGGCAUGCUGGAGGAGAUGGUCACCGUGGCCCGCCAUGAUAGCCCCGAGGCCCUGAGCCACGUUUGCCACCGCCUGGUUCGGUGGUACCCGGGCCACGUGCCUAACUUCCUGAGCCAGACUCAAGGCUACCUGCGGAGUCCCCAGGACCCUCUGCGCCGGGCAGCCGCCAUGCUCAUAGGCUUCCUUGUCCACCAUGCCAGCCCCGGGUGCGUCAACCAGGACCUGCUGGACUCGCUGUUCCACGACCUAGGGCGGCUCCAGAACGACCCCGAGCCGGCCGUGGCCACGGCAGCGCACGUGUCCGCUCAGCAGGUGGCACUGCUGGCCUGUGCCCGGGACCAUCCCCGUGGGCUCCGUGUCCUCCGCCUCGCCCCACACCCUACCCGGCCCCCACCGGUCUUCACUGACAGCCCCUUCCAGCGUGGGAGCCUCGCAGGCCGCUGGGGCUGCCCCGGACCCCGCCGAGCCUGAGGCUCGGGGCUAGGGCUCACGGACCGGGAUCUGACUUGGGCACCCCACGCGCACAGCAGCCCGUCCUCGCCCGACGGAGGGGCUCCCUGGGCCUGGUGCUGGACACCGGUGCCCGACCCCCCACCUACUCCCCCCCCACCCCUCUUCAGGCACCCUGACGGCGACAGAGAGGGACAGCCAGCACCCAUCUGUUUCCGUCAGGCCUCUUGUUCUCCCAGUCCCCUGGAGCAUCCCUCAUGCCCCAAUUGGGCAUGGCUCCUGGCCCAGAUGGCAUCUGGUAUCUUGAGUCUGGUGGGGGACCCUGAAGCUGGUGAUCCCGUAGGCUGCCCUCCUGGGUCUCCACCUCAUGCCUGCACGGGACGCUGUGGCCUGGCCGGCCCUGCAGCUGGCCACCCCCAUCCUCAUCCUGCGCCCAUUCCUUACCAGCAUCCCGAGGCUCCUGACCUGUGUCCCCUCUGCUCAAGAAUGUUGACCUGUUACCCUGCCACACUGCUGUGCCCUCUCAGCCAGGCCAUCAUGCUCCUCAUUCGUCAUGUCAGGCCCCAUGGGAGCCUGGCCUUUGGAAGCUGGCCCUGGCCUCCCUCCCAGCUGGGCCAUGUCAACUUGGGAUCACACCUGUGGGGUGCCAUGUGCAAGCCCAAUCAGACUGAGCACUGGCCACAAUCCCCAUCACCCCUCCCAGGGUUGAAUGAGGACGGUGCCACUGGACAUAGGAGGAAGAGGCUGCUCUGAGAGCCGCCAGUGCUGUGACCUCACCCCUCUGGCUCUGGUCGGCAGGUUCCUGCAACCUAGGUUGCCUGCCUAGAAAUGUCCUCACGUUCAAGGUCUCCCUUGCAGCCUUCUCCUCACAGAAGCCUCCACAGAAGCCCAGGGAGUGUGGGCAGCCUUGUGAAGGGCUGGGGCCAUUCCCCCUCAGGGGCAGGCAUGGGGUCCUGCUGACCUGUCUCCCCAGCUGCUGCACGGAAAGCGUCUAAAAUAAACACGUGGAUGGAAA